Molecule: messenger RNA, 1379 nt
Organism: Schizosaccharomyces japonicus yFS275
Lineage: Eukaryota; Fungi; Ascomycota; Schizosaccharomycetes; Schizosaccharomycetales; Schizosaccharomycetaceae
Product: WD repeat protein
Exons: 1
Coding region: 162-1208 (348 amino acids)
Biological process (GO): regulation of siRNA-independent facultative heterochromatin formation; regulation of pericentric heterochromatin formation
Cellular component (GO): nucleus; chromatin; mRNA cleavage and polyadenylation specificity factor complex
Source: RefSeq, a predicted model, not a curated record
UUUAAUACAAUUCGCGUCGCGUGUCUUGUCGCGUUUCGUAACCUUAAUUCUCCCAAGUUAGUACUACCUACGAGAAGAUUCACAAAACAAAACCCGGUCACUUUCGCCUCUGUGUUGCUUCUUACAGCGUGUUUUAACAAUCAACGCGUGUAUAAACCAGGAUGGAAACUCCUGUUCUGUCCUCGUUUCGUCCAUCCCAAAUUUUGCGUGACAACUCACUCCAAUCAACAAUUUCAUGUGUAGACUAUAAUGACACGGGUGAAUUGCUCGUUACAGGAUGCGACACAGAUGGUACUAUGCACAUUUACCAGUGCUUAAAGUCUGGUGCACCUCCAACGAAGAUUUCGUGUAAAAAUCACGGAGUCUCGGUUGCAAAAUUUACACAUCAUUCAAACAAUUUGCUUCAUUCGAGUCCUCGUUCAGACCACAGUAUACGUUACUUUUCAACACAUGAUGACACUUACAUCUCGAUGUUUAGUGGCCACAAGGCUACCGUUACUGAUAUCCAAUUGUCACCGGUGGAAGACCAGUUCCUUUCCACUGGACUCGACAAAACCGUCAAACUCUGGGACUUACAGAGGGGCUCAGGGGCACUGGGCUCUUUGUCACUGCCUGGUACGGGCAUUAUUGCAUACGAUCCCACUGGCUUAGUGUUCGCCGUCGCUUGUUAUGAGCUUUCAACAAUUUAUCUGUAUGAUGUGCGAAACUACGACAAGGAACCCUUUUCCACCUUUACCAUUACCGAUGACAGAUACCUCUCCCGCUUUUCGUUUCCUCCUCGGAUGCCGGAAUGGCGGCAUAUUGAGUUUUCAAAUGAUGGCAAGUUCAUUUUACUAGCUACGAAAACCUCGCUUCAUUAUGUACUAGACGCAUACACUGGAGACAUCAUUGUCCGGCUUGAAAACCCUCCGGACUAUGUAGAUCCCAGUACUAGCUGGUGUGGAAACGUUUGUUUCACUCCUCAAGACCCUUAUGUUAUCGGCACCGUCGGUGACCGGAGACUCAACAUUUGGAAUCUCAAACACAUGUCCUCAUCUCAUCGCAAAAAGAUGAUUACGCCAGAGUCGUACAUCGAAUCACAAUCAGCAGUGAAGCCUUCCAUUGUUAAGUUCAAUCCUCGCUAUUUACAGCUAGCUACCGCUGGCUCGCAGCUAGUUCUCUGGCUUCCCAGCAAUCACAACCCCGGUAGCGACGCAAGUGCAUUAUAGUGCACAACGUAGCCCUUUGGGUGCUGAAAAAUGUAAAAAUUGAUAGACUAGUGUCUGUAGUUUUGUAAUGAGAAGGAAUACAAAUGAUGAUAUAAGCAGCAGGACCGCAACGUGGGAGGAUAGUACGAAGAACAAUUUACCUCUAAAAGCAGAUCCAUCGGUGGUCUUUUC